Molecule: messenger RNA, 1041 nt
Organism: Penicilliopsis zonata CBS 506.65
Lineage: Eukaryota; Fungi; Ascomycota; Eurotiomycetes; Eurotiales; Aspergillaceae
Exons: 3
Coding region: 1-1041 (346 amino acids)
Source: RefSeq, a predicted model, not a curated record
AUGCAUCGCAAGCGAGCUCCCCGUACUCCUGGGUUGCCGCCGAUCGAAUCGUUGAGCGGCUUUGACUGGACGACUACGACGCAGCUGAAGUUCCGGCCAUUUAAACCGAAAUAUCACCUCACGAUGGCCCUCGAGAAUCUCGAUCCAUCCGACUGGAUCCCCAUGGACAAGACGUACAAGGACCGGUUGAAGCUCCGCGCCUCAUUGCUGGAGAAGCACCAUGACGUUGUUCUCGGGAUCAACAAUGAAUCAGAUCCCCGAGUUCGUGCGGCGGUCGUUGAGCUCUACAUGUUCCUGCUGGGUACAUACCUGCCUGGUCGGUAUCCGAGAAUGUUUACCCUACGAGAUAAAUCUUCAUCAGCAACCCUCGAGAACCUUGUUACGGGCGAGGUGUUCCCUGUUGACGAAUCCGUAUCCACGAUCACCGCAUUGGAAUCGCUAGCCAGAGUUGCCGACGAGGAUUUCCUCAUCCUCCUUCCUGACAUCACUACUGCGGCUGCUGCGGGGGAAGAAGAAAAGUAUAUACUAGAAGCGUACGAGACAUGCUUCCCUGCCGGCUUCGACACCCGCACGAAACUCGGCCUCCGUCUCGCGAGCAUCCAUGACCCCGUCCCACACUACACCGACAAGCUCGAGAAGAGCAUGGACCGCUUCUUCGCCAAGUUGCCCGUCGGUCGGUACGUGAAGCGUGUGAACUGGGGUAUCACUACUGAGCCGGACCUGUUUGCUGCCUUUGGGGGGAUCCAUGCCUCUGAAGAAGAAGAAGAGGAGGAAAAGCCGAUCCGUUCAGAAGAUUUGGAUUUAGAUAAGACCUAUCUUCGCUGUGAACGACAAACGCUCCACCGUCUGCCGACCUCAAAGGCGCUAGUCUUCGCUUACCAUACCUACAUGUAUCCUCUGCAGGAGAUCAAAGAUGAGGGACUGGGCGAGGAUCUUGCAAUGGCAAUCGACGGGUUGAAGGAGGGGAGCGCACCGGGGAUUCAUAUGUACAAGCGGGGGGCUGUGUGGGGGGAGGCUGUCAAGACAUGUCUACGAGCUUAA